Molecule: messenger RNA, 2930 nt
Organism: Amblyraja radiata (thorny skate)
Lineage: Eukaryota; Metazoa; Chordata; Chondrichthyes; Rajiformes; Rajidae
Product: leucine-rich repeat-containing G-protein coupled receptor 4
Exons: 2
Coding region: 294-1574 (426 amino acids)
Cellular component (GO): plasma membrane
Molecular function (GO): protein binding
Source: RefSeq, a predicted model, not a curated record
GAGGGGGCAGUCAAGGCUCUUUCUGGUUGUCUCAGUGAGUUGAGUGUGUUUCUUACCUGCUCACGUUCAAAGGAGUGCCAGAGAGAGGAGAGCGAGGGAACUAAAGCACUGAGCUGUCCUCACAUCCUUCAACUACUUAUGACCGACACACCCAAAACAACUCAUCAGGAAAUGCAUCGGAAUAUAUAUUUAAUACAUAAUAUUGUUUUAAACCAGGAUGUGAAACCUCAACCAACGGAGUAAGAACUGUUUUUUAAAGGAGACAGUUUCCUUCUACAUCUGCACCAGUGGGAAUGGGAGAAAUCAGCAGAAGGUCUAAAGGUAAGUUUCCGAAUUUACAAGGUUCAAAGUCAUGGGAAUCGCUUCAGCGGUGGAUUUUACUCCUGGCAUCAUUUUGCAGCUAUGAAGCUGUAAAUGACGACUGCAAAUGUGACGACGGUCUUGAUUUCAGGACAUUUAACUUCAGCAAUGCUAGAGAACAAUGUUGCUUAAACUUCACUGGUUCUUCCAUCGGUGUUCUUCACUGGAAUGUCUUCACUGGCCUGACAGGACUGCGGGUCCUCCACCUGUCAAGUUGUAAUAUAUAUGACAUCUUAUCUACGGAUGAAAAUCUGAGCUCCCUGGAAAUCCUAUACCUAGACCACAAUCAUUUAGAGAAACUACCUUCUCACUUCCUAGCAAAUGCACCCAAUCUAAAAGUCCUUCAUCUGGAGGGAAACCAUCUUCAAGAUUUACCAGAGGACAUUUUAGAUGCAUCAGACCAGAUUCAGGAGCUGUACUUGGAUUCUAAUAAUCUGGUUUCUAUUCCUCUCACUGCCUUUAAACCAAACCUUGAAAAAUUGUCUCUUUUCAAUAACACUUUGCAGUGUACUUGUGCCUUGUACGAUUCAGUAGCAAAAUACAAUGCAAGUGUCACUGGGUUGGAAAAUGGGCCCAAGUGCUACACCACGAACCACCCAAAAGGCCUUCACAUCAUAGACAUUCAUCGCUCAGAUAUCUGCAGGUCCCAUGGCCUCACUGCUCUCUUCAUUUGCCUCCCAUUUAUCUUGAUUAUUGCUUUAGUAUUGGGCUGCUUCUGCUGUAGAAGAAGGAGAUCUGCUUUUAAAGCAAUUAGGCAAGAUAAUCACAUUUGUACCGUGGAGAAGUCGGGCUUUGCAAACAUGGAGGACCAUCACUACAUAACAAGCAGGACCCCAGAAUCAACUCCUACCCUCACAGGAUACGAGAACAGCCUGCUGGCCAGAAACCAGCUGAUGUUGCGCCCUUCAGCGGCAUUGUUAGGCAGUAGCCGGGACUUGUACGAGGAGGUGGAGAUAAGGCUCGGUGAUUCUGUUGACUCCAUUGUACUUGCUGACGACAUUUACCUCAAUAUGUCCACUAAUAAAGCGGAAGAAGAUGAUGCCAUCGAGGAAGUCCACGCUCAGCCGGAAUUGGUGAGCGCGGCAGAGGAGCUGCAAGAGGUAGAUCGGCAAAGGCUCUACAUGAAUAAAUCAGCAAAUUACUAUAAUCUAGUUCCUGGUAUUGAAUUGGAUGACUCCGACCAUGGCGAAUAUGAAAAUGUUGACUUGGCUUAACGAAUUUAGGGCCAUUUGUAUAGGAAGCUACACAAAAUAUAGAUCAAAACAUUUGCAACGUGACAAACUACUGCACAAAGGUUGUGAUGGUGGCAGAGGAUCACAUAUAUGCACUGAUGAAGAAGGGAAAUGGGAUACUUGCUGGAAAUGGAAACGCUACUGAGGGUAAAAUGGAGGCUUAUGUUUGGGGUUACGAAACUGGUUUAACGUAAGGAAUGUCAAAGUCAAGCUCCCAGCUCGGUUACAUUUAGAUACCAUCUGCUAUCAGUUUCUGAUGAUGAUAAUCUAAACUCAUUGGGGUAAAUGCAGAGAUUUUUUUUGAAAUAAGAGAUGAGAGAUAAGAUUCAACUUGGUCCCAUGAUGUCAAUUGCGACUAUUUUCUUUUCAAGGACAGUCCUGUAUCAAAAUGAGGGCCAAGUGGGAACUUGUUUUUAACUGUUUUUAAGACAUACUCUUAAUAGUCUAGAAUAUGAAUCUGAAAGCAGAUCACCAGUUUUACUCUACCUACCAGUAAGAAAUAGGUGAGUUUAGCUCAGAUCCUCCAUUUUAUAUUCUAAAUGAAUUAACUUAAUGGAGCAUGAUGUAAAAUGUGCUUCCCGUUAGAUACAACGCCUAAAGGGCCUGUCCCACUUGGGCGUCAUUUCCGCGUCACGCAGGUAGCAGGCGAGGAUGUUGAGAAUCACAAAAUCCUGGGACGCCGCGCGCUUCCAUGUGUCACUGUCUAUGUCACCACGCGUAAUGCACGCCAUGCGCACGUUAUGACGCGCGUGUCGUGCGUCGAGAUGCGUAAAUUAUGUUGCAUAAAUGACGCGCAAAUGAUGCCCAACUGUGGCAGGCCCUUAACUCAUUCAUCGAGUUAGGGUAAAAUCAAAGCUUAAAAGUUUGAUCAGGCUUCUCUUUCUGUGUUGAGCAAUUGAGUAUUAAAUUCAAGUAAUUAGAAUGGAGAAGAGAUUGGUUACCUUGUUGCUGUGCCCAUAUCUGAUCUUUCUCAAUCUUCCCCACUCUACCGGAUGGACAGGGUGCGACAGCCAGCUAUACGGGUUUGUUGAGAUUUUUGCAAUAGUCUCCUGGCAGCUCUUGGAUUUGUUUUGCGUGCUUUGUGAAUAAAUGUUGUAUUUAUAGUGUAUUAAUAUUCAGUAGUUCAUCCAAGUGGCAAUACGAAUGGAUGAACUAUCAGUCAUAUUGGCCAGCAUGGUGCUUAAAGCAGCAGGUAGAUGGGCUUCAAGGCGUUGCGUGUUGUAAUCUUUCCGUAUUCAAAAUCAACAUGAUGGUAACGCACACCUCUCCUACCUAGGCACAAAGUGCUGGAGUGACUCAGUGGGUCAGGCAGCAUCUCUGGAGAAAAAGGGAUGGGUG